AUGCCAAUUGGAAAUCACAGUCCCGUUCAAUUAACCUGUGGCUAUAAUGGCCCACUAGUAUCAAAAACUGUUAUUACUUGGUAUCAAAAUAGUCGCAUUUUAGGUCAAUAUAAGCCUAGAAAUCCUCCAACUGUUAGUCAAUCAACACUUUAUAAUCUUACAUCAUCCAGCAAGGGUAUCGGAUUACAUUUAACAACCUUAAUGGUCUACAGUCAAUAUCGAUGUAGCAUUGCAACUCCAGGACAGCUAAUUUUCCUUGUCGUCAAUUUAACUAGACAAUCUGACUAUCAAUUACGUAUUGUCGGACCUUAUAAUGUUAUAGAAAGCAAAGAAUUCAUCUUAGAAUGCGUAGCAACGUUCACAUUAGGUAAUUCUAGUAGUAGGGACUACUUUCAAUGGUAUCAAAUUGGCCAACAAUCUCAAAUUCUUGUAGCAGAUGAUGAUCGCUAUAUCAAUAUUGAAAAUCGAGGAACAAGAUCGAUUUUACAUAUAACUUCUAUCAGACGAUCUGAUCUCAAGAAUUAUAGAACUACGUUUAGAUGCAGUUAUUACGGCAAUGCUGAUACUAAACAUACCUUCCAUAGUGUUUACAUCUUAUCCUUCCAGAAUAAAUCAUCAACCUGUCGAAGCCAAAUGAAAGAUGGCUACUUCUGGCCAGAAAGUCAGGCUGGCGCUGUAGUUUAUAUCAGUUGCAGAGAUAAUAAAAUUGGUAAUGCUAGCCGUAAGUGUUAUAAUAAUUUUACUGGAAGUGAGACUAAUUACUGGGGUGCUGUAUCUGUCAUCCAUUGCACCAGUAGUUCAUUUUGGACUUUGCAACAGGAGGCAUCCCGGCCGAACGCAGAAAAUUAUAACGCUACAGCUAUUUUAAGCAGAUUGCAAGCCUUAACUGAUCCAGUUGCUAAUCGCACCUUAAUUAGCGGAGAUAUUUUGGCAUCUACUUCAAUCCUGCAAAAACUAAUUAAUAUCGAAGCUGAGCAGCCUGUUCAAGCUAGCGAUACCUAUAAUUUCAUCAAGAUUGCAAGCAAUUUAAUUGACUUAAGGAAUCGGGCGCAAUGGAUGGAAAUACAGCAGGAACAGCCUGGAACAACAAAAUUAAGCCAAAUUUUAGAAUUAUUAGCUAGAAGAAUUGAUGUUGAUAACCGAACGAUCAUUAUAGCCACUGAAAACAUAGCUAUAGAAAUUAGUGCUAUAAGUACGGAAACGAACCAAAGCUAUCAUUUUCCCGGCAACACCUUUAAGCCAAUAGCUGCUACAUCAAGUAAAAUAUAUUUGGGGAAAAAAAUUCCUGCGUGGCUGAAUGGAAACGAUAUUACCUUACCUUCUUCAUUAUUUCAAGAAUAUGAACAUUCAUCCAAGAUUAAAAUAGUUAGUCUGGCUUAUAAAACAUUAAAUGAACUAUUUCCCGCAAGAAUAGACCCCAAUUUACGACCAAACUUUGAAUAUUGGACUCCAAAUACGUUGAUCAUUUCCACAUCACUUUAUCCACCACCACAACAAGAUCUAGAGGAGUCAGUUGUUUAUACCUUAAAAAAAUUAUCUAUUAACGAGUCUUGGUAUGAUAAAAAACAAUUCAUCGCAACUGAGGAGUUUUCUUGCGUAUUUUGGAAUUAUUCGAAAGGCAGAGAAGGAGCUUGGUCUGAUGAAGGAUGUAGUUUGGUCUACUUGAAUAGUACCCAUCUUUCAUGCCAAUGUGAUCAUCUAACUAAUUUUGCUGUUCUUAUGCGAUUAUCAGAAAGAAAUAAUAGUCAAGCUGUUCAAUUUUCUCUUGAAAUGAUUACUUAUUUUGGCUGCGGAAUAUCUGUCAUUGCACUAACUGCCACCUUAAUUAUCUACGGGAUUUUGUGGAAGUAUGAUAACUUAAUUCCUAAUUCUCAGCUAAAUUGCAAUGCCAUAUAUGCCUUUAAAUGCCGAUAUUUAAAGAACCCAACCAAUAAAAUCCAUAUGAAUCUAUUUGCCUGGAUGGUUAUACCAAAUAUGAUAAUAAUGGUGGUCGAUUUAGCGAAGAAUAUCAAGGUCUUGUGCGCAAUAUUAGCGUGCAUAUUACAUUUUUCAUUGCUAACUACAUUUAUGUGGAUGUUAAUUGAGGGAAUUCACCUUUACUUGGUUUUGAUUAAAGUAUUUGAUGUUAAUGAAAAAUUUUUAUACUACAAUUUGGGGGCAGUAGGUAUUCCUGCAUUAGUAGCUGUUCCAACCAUAGUUAUUAAUUGUGGAAUCCAUAGCGUCGAUUUUUAUUUAAGUACCCAAGGCUGCUGGCUAUCUGCUAAAAAUUGGAUUAUUCUUUCCUUUAUAAUCCCAUUUGCCUGUAUAUUCGUGGCCAACAUUAUUUUUUGUGUGAUGGCAAUCCAUACCAUAUUGCAUACGCAAAAAAUAUCGGCUGAUGCCAAAAAAUUACAUAAAAUUAAGAUUGCGUUAAGAGGUCUAACUAUUCUAACGCCAGUCCUUGGCUUAACUUGGUCUUUUGGCUGUCUUCUUUUACUAUGGGAUAGUCCUUUCGUCCAAUAUUUGUUUGCAAUUACCAAUUCGUUACAGGGCUUAUGUGUUUUCCUGGUUUACUGUCUUUUUAAUCAUAAUGUUCAGGAAGCAUAUCAAAAAUAUCGAAAUCACAGUAAAAAGUUAGCUAUUAGCUCUGAUAAACCUGGCUUCAUAGUAGAAAAGUUGACAGAACCUCAAAGACAUAAUUUAGAUUCUAGUCGGAAAAAUCAAGCAGAUAAAGGCACCAUUCAAACUUGUACAUCGGAAUUUAAACGAUCAUCGCCAUUACUAUCGGCGAAUAGCCAAGAAUUGGGUGAUGAAAGUCUUCACAAAUCGAACAAUUCAUUAAAGACAAUAUCAGAAUCGGCAUUAGAAAUUACCAAUCAUUCCCCAAAUAGAAAUAAUAGUUUAACAGAUAGUCUUGCUAGUAGUACACAAAGUCAAGAAUCAUUGCAAGUCAAGGAUGAAAUUGAUGAAGAUUCAAAGGAUCAAAAAUCAAGUAAUAGUGAUUGUGAUGGCUCAGGCGAAGAAAAAUCUUCACCUAAUCCGAGGGAAUAA
Molecule: messenger RNA, 3030 nt
Organism: Trichoplax adhaerens
Lineage: Eukaryota; Metazoa; Placozoa; Uniplacotomia; Trichoplacea; Trichoplacidae
Exons: 22
Coding region: 1-3030 (1009 amino acids)
Biological process (GO): adenylate cyclase-activating G protein-coupled receptor signaling pathway; cell surface receptor signaling pathway
Cellular component (GO): membrane
Molecular function (GO): G protein-coupled receptor activity
Source: RefSeq, a predicted model, not a curated record